UGUUGCGUGCUUACGUACCGUGAUACACCGCCACGUUCAGCAUUGUAUUACGUAUGGCUUAAUUGCUCUUGCUAAACAUCUACUCAUUUGUAAAGAGAGCGCCUGUCGGUCGGUCAAAGCUUCUCGUUUGACGGGAUCGCGAUCCACUAGCUUUUACAAAUAAAAAAAUAGAAUAGCAAUAAACUUUUUUUUCACUGGUAUAGUGCUGUCGUUACGGUAACGAUAAUGAUCACUACGUGAGUCGAAAAGUAUCUUAAUUCAAAUUUACUGACGAUUUGACAACAAGAGUUAUAGAUGUUGUUAUCAUUUUGUCUUGACGCCAUCAAGACUGCGAAAGGAAAAGUCUAAGUGUUGGUUCAGUGCUUAACUGUCAAAAAAAAAAAAAUAGUGCCAAAACGGAUACGUAAAUUUGAAUUGCAGUCCAUUGCGGUGCACUUAUCGGCCGGUGUUAUCUAACUCUUAACUGAUCAUCCACGAAUUAGAACGAACUGACGGCCUAAUAUUGGCUGUUUUACUUUCCACAAGGAUAUUGCUUCUCGUAGAAAAAUACAUGCUGUCAUUAUGGCAAGCACCAGAAACAGAAUGCGUAACAUUCUGCGGAUCUGUCUUAUGGGAAUGUUACUGCAAUGCGUGAUCAGGCGGGAUUUCGUCUCUGCACGAAGAAGCCGUCAUCUAGUGCACCAUUCGCGUCUGCCGAUGUCAGGCGAAGGAAACUUGGACCUCAACCGUUACAACCUCAAUCACUUCAACCACUUGGAACGGGAGCGACCUUCAAUCAACCGGACACUUACCCCGACCAACGUUACUGGACAGCUUGGGGCAACCGUUUAUUUGCACUGCGUUGUCCACAACCUCGGCCAAAAAACGGUGACGUGGCAUCGACAUUCCGACUAUCAUGUCCUCACCGUCGGUUUAAUGACUUAUACCACCGAUGAGCGAUUUUCAGCUGUUCGAAGCGAGCUACCUACCGUGUUGGCGUCAGGUACCCUUAGUCCUACUGAACCCCCUUCUGCAAUCGGCCCAAUUGAAGAUUGGAUGCUACAAAUCCGCGGCGUGGCCGAGUCGGAUGCCGGAGAAUACGAGUGCAACGUAAAUACACAACAUCCUAUCAUCAGCCUCAACGUCACGCUGAGCGUUCUAGCCCCACACGCGUCGAUAGUCGAAUCUCCCGAGCUUUACGUUAAUCGUGGGAGUACUAUAAAAUUAACGUGUAUUAUUCACGAUUGCCCUCAACCGCUAACGCAUAUCUUCUGGUACCAUCAGGAUAAGGUGAUUAAUUAUGAGCGACAUGCAAACAUUACAAUAGAACGAGCGACUCCCAGCUCCAAUGAGGUGAGUGGCUGGUCUGCAUCAGCAGGUUCCUGGAAUUCCUCCGGAGUACCGCAACGAGGUUCUGUCUCGACUCAGGUCUCUCGGCUGCUUAUACCCGCAGCAUCUGCCGAACAUUCGGGUCGAUACACAUGUGCUCCGAUACAUUCUAAUGCGGUUGUCGUGCACGUUCAUGUGCUCCACGCGGAGGAACAUUUGGCUCGCAAAUCUCACGAAGCCUCAUCAGCUGGUUCUACUGGUAGCCCGGCUGAUCGUCCCUGGUCGCUUUCCAUUCACGCCAGCCUGUCGUUGCUUGCACUCGAGCUUUUCUUUUUGUUGGUAGUUGCGAGCACCACGUGACAGCAGCUUAAUCUCCGGUCAUGUCGAUCGGAUUUCCAGUCGUCAAACGAGUUAUCUUCAUCAACUACAGCUAGAACUGACGCUAAUUCCAGCUUGAUACGCAAAAUGAAGUCAAAGAUGUGCACAAAACUGUUCACAGCCAUUCCUACCUCAGAGUCCGAGGACUUCAUGCAAAGCCAUCAUAUCAACGCCACCCGAAGCGCUGAAACAAUGCAGGUUCAGCGUUCAGCGGGCUGCACCCUCCAGCUUCAGGCAACAGGGUGUACAAUCGCCUUGGGCACCGAGUUACCACUCUCAGGACGGGAACGCGAUGGACCGAACUUUGUGUAGAGAAAACGAACCACUGGUGCAAUGGUCUGCCAGUUAUUUGUAUGUUUAUCUAUAUAGAUAUUUAAAAAUAAAGCUCCUUUAGAACAUGUUGCUAAUGUGGGUUGAUUUAAUUGGAAACUAAUUUAUACAGGCUUGAAGCAUUACUACUGCUAUUUUACGUAUGGUACCAAUGCCUAAAUACAUCAUCGAGAGAAAGGAAACGGAAGAAUCUAUGAGAAAAUGAACAAAAAACGAGAUAGUUAGCAUGCCCCGGUUGUUUUCAUGGGGUCGUCUUUGUACAUUACUAGCAUAUCAGGACAGAUAUGAACGACGGCAAGGAUAACUGCAAAUAUAUUCGCCUAUAUGGACGACAGAUUUAGAAAUAAGCUUCAGAUGGACGAGUGCUAGUACAUCUCCGGAACGAUAUAAUUCUUUACAAGAAACGAUGGUCCAGUGAACAUCCGAUCUCAGACGAAGGCCACAAAGCACCAACUAAAUUUUUAACGAUGUAUACUAUUAGGACGUUGGCAGGCUUUGUUACCUGCCGGAUGUGUUCGUCUUCGCAUAUGACUCUGUGGGUUGUUGUUAAAAUUUUCUAAGGUUGAUAAGGUAAAAACGCGAUCGUAUUUAAUGCCUUUUGUUUCAGCAAAAAUGUCGUGCGCAGAAAGAGCGUUGCCGCACAGAAGCAAAUGCUGAAUUUACCAUGUUAAAUCUGUGUUUGAAGAGGAUAUCUACUCUAGUUGAAUUAACUAACGUUACGUUAUGUGAUAAUAUAUCUUAACUUUGAUUUUUUGCGGGCUGUUGAUCGGUGGGUAACUUUUUGCGCCGUCCAUACCGUCCCUGAUACCGUAGACGAUUAGUGAUCGUGUGUCUAUUCGUCUAAUACAUUUAAGUUGAACAAUGAAAUACAACAUCUGUGAUAUAACUGUACAUAUA
Varroa destructor (honeybee mite) is the source of this 2913-nucleotide messenger RNA. RefSeq lists its product as uncharacterized. Lineage: Eukaryota; Metazoa; Arthropoda; Arachnida; Mesostigmata; Varroidae. Gene Ontology annotation, biological process: synapse organization. The record is from RefSeq and is a predicted model, not a curated record. Gene Ontology annotation, cellular component: neuron projection membrane.